Messenger RNA from Gadus macrocephalus (Pacific cod), 6241 nucleotides. RefSeq names its product UPF1 RNA helicase and ATPase (gene upf1). The transcript is spliced from 24 exons. The record is from RefSeq and is a predicted model, not a curated record. Gene Ontology annotation, cellular component: cytoplasm. Gene Ontology annotation, biological process: nuclear-transcribed mRNA catabolic process, nonsense-mediated decay. Gene Ontology annotation, molecular function: zinc ion binding; RNA binding; ATP binding. Bases 220 to 3522 code for a protein of 1100 amino acids. Lineage: Eukaryota; Metazoa; Chordata; Actinopteri; Gadiformes; Gadidae.
GCGCUCGGAAGUUCGUCACUGUUUGGUGUGUUGGACGUGAAGCGCUCGAGCGGCGACGAGACUGGGGGAAUUCUGCUGCAGUUCGAAUCUUUGUUUGGGUUCAAAUCCGAGGCGACCACCGCGUUGUGUAAAGAUACACCUAAUUAACCCAGAGAGUUGAAGGGCAUCUGCAGCUGAGCAAAAGUAAUCUGUAUCAACGAAGCGAAAGUUGUUUUCACGAUGAGUGUGGAGGCGUACGGGCCGAGCUCGCAAACGCUCACCUUCCUGGACACCGAGGAAACGGAGCUUAUCGGAGCAGACACUCAGGGAUCCGAGUACGAGUUCACCGAUUUCACCCUUCCAAGCCAAACCCAGACCCAAGGCCACACACAGAGCCAGUUGGACAACCAGGUGAACGGACCGGACGAGGGUCUCCACAACGGGGGAGUGGAUGAUUCUGUGGCCAAGACCAGCCAACUUCUGGCUGAACUGAACUUUGAGGAGGAUGAGGAAGACACGUAUUAUACCAAAGACCUUCCUCUACAUGCGUGCAGCUACUGUGGCAUCCACGACCCGGCUUGUGUCGUCUACUGUAACACCAGCAAGAAGUGGUUCUGCAACGGCCGUGGCAACACAUCUGGCAGCCACAUUGUGAACCACCUGGUGAGGGCCAAGUGCAAGGAGGUAACACUGCACAAGGACGGGCCGCUUGGCGAGACGGUUCUGGAGUGCUACAACUGUGGCUGCCGUAACGUCUUCCUGCUGGGCUUCAUCCCCGCCAAGGCAGACUCUGUGGUGGUGCUUCUGUGCAGACAGCCAUGUGCCAGCCAGAGCAGCCUGAAGGACAUCAACUGGGACAGCUCCCAGUGGCAGCCCCUCAUCCAGGACCGCUGCUUCCUGUCCUGGCUGGUGAAGAUCCCCUCAGAGCAGGAGCAGCUCCGUGCGCGCCAGAUCACCGCCCAGCAGAUCAACAAGCUGGAGGAGCUGUGGAAGGAUAACCCCAGCGCUACCCUGGAGGACCUGGAGAAGCCCGGUGUGGACGAGGAGCCCCAGCACGUGCUGCUGCGCUAUGAGGACGCCUACCAGUACCAGAACAUCUUCGGCCCGCUGGUCAAACUGGAAGCAGACUACGACAAGAAGCUCAAAGAGUCCCAGACCCAGGACAAUAUUACCGUCAGGUGGGACUUGGGCCUGAAUAAAAAGAGGAUUGCUUAUUUCUCACUGCCCAAGACGGACUCAGGUGACAUGCGGCUCAUGCAGGGUGACGAGAUCUGCCUGCGCUACAAGGGAGAGAUGGCCCCGCUCUGGAAGGGCAUCGGCCACGUCAUCAAAGUCCCGGACAGUAUCGGAGACGAAAUUGCGAUCGAGUUGAGGAGCAGUGUGGGGGCGCCAGUGGAGAUCCCGCACAAUUUUCAGGUGGACUUUGUGUGGAAGUCAACGUCUUUUGACAGGAUGCAGAGUGCCCUGAAGACGUUUGCUGUGGACGAGACCUCUGUGUCAGGGUACAUCUACCACAAGCUGCUGGGCCACGAGGUGGAGGAUGUGGUCAUCAAGUGCCAGCUGCCCAAGCGCUUUACGGCUCAGGGUCUGCCCGACCUCAAUCACUCCCAGGUGUAUGCUGUCAAGACUGUACUCCAGAGGCCCCUCAGUCUGAUUCAGGGCCCCCCCGGCACAGGGAAGACGGUCACCUCCGCCACCAUAGUCUACCACCUGGCCCGCCAGGGCAAUGGGCCGGUGCUGGUGUGCGCUCCCAGUAACAUUGCCGUGGAUCAGCUGACGGAGAAGAUCCACCAGACAGGUCUGAAGGUGGUGAGGUUGUGCGCCAAGAGCAGGGAGGCCAUUGACUCCCCGGUGUCCUUCCUAGCCCUGCACAACCAGAUCAGCAACAUGGACAGUAUGCCCGAGCUCCAGAAGCUGCAGCAGCUGAAGGACGAGACAGGCGAGCUGUCGUCUGCCGAUGAAAAACGCUACCGGGCGCUGAAGCGUACGGCUGAGAGAGAGCUGCUCAUGAAUGCUGAUGUGAUCUGUGGUACUUGUGUGGGGGCCGGGGACCCCCGCUUGGCCAAGAUGCAGUUCCGCUCCAUCCUGAUUGAUGAGAGCACGCAGGCCACUGAGCCUGAGUGCAUGGUACCCGUGGUGCUGGGAGCCAAGCAGCUGAUCCUGGUGGGCGACCACUGCCAGCUGGGCCCCGUGGUGAUGUGCAAGAAGGCGGCCAAGGCGGGCCUGUCCCAGUCCCUGUUUGAGAGGCUGGUGGUGCUGGGCAUCCGGCCCAUCCGCCUGCAGGUGCAGUACCGCAUGCACCCGGCCCUCAGCGCCUUCCCAUCCAACAUCUUCUACGAGGGCUCCCUGCAGAACGGCGUCACCGCCGCUGAUCGCAUCAAGAAGGGCUUUGACUUCCAGUGGCCCCAGCCAGACAAGCCCAUGUACUUCUACGUCACCCAGGGCCAGGAGGAGAUCGCCAGCUCAGGAACCUCCUACCUCAACAGGACGGAGGCGGCCAACGUGGAGAAGAUCACCACCAGGCUGCUGAAGGCCGGUGCCAAGCCCGAUCAGAUUGGCAUCAUCACCCCCUACGAGGGCCAGCGCUCCUACCUCGUCCAGUACAUGCAGUUCAGCGGCUCCCUGCACACCAAGCUCUACCAGGAGGUGGAGAUAGCCAGCGUGGACGCCUUCCAGGGCAGGGAGAAGGACUUCAUCAUCCUGUCGUGCGUGCGCGCCAACGAGCAUCAGGGCAUCGGCUUCCUCAACGACCCGCGCCGACUCAACGUGGCGCUCACCAGAGCCAAGUACGGGGUGAUCAUUGUGGGGAACCCCAAGGCGCUGUCUAAGCAGCCCCUGUGGAACCACCUACUGAACUACUACAAAGAGCAGAAGGUGCUGGUGGAGGGACCGCUCAACAACCUGCGGGAGAGCCUCAUGCAGUUCAGCAAGCCCCGCAAGCUGGUCAACACCGUCAACCCGGGAGGGCGCUUCAUGAGCACGGCCAUGUACGACGCCCGCGAGGCCCUGAUCCCGGGCUCAGCCUACGACCGCAGCGGCACAGCCGGACGACCCUCCAACAUGUACUUCCAGACCCAUGACCAGAUCGGCAUGAUCGGCGCUGGGCCGGGUCACAUGGCCAUGAACAUCCCCAUCCCCUACAACCUGGUGAUGCCCCCCAUGCCACCUCCGGGCUACCUAGGCCAGAGCAACGGCCCCGCCGCAGGUCGCGGGGCCAUGAAGGGCAAACCGGGCCGCGGAGGCCGGCAGCGAAGCCGGGGGAUGGGCGGCGGCAGUCAGGGGGCCGCCGGGGGCCCGAGUCAGGCCAGCCAGGACGGGGCUUCCCAGCCCUUCUCCCAGGGGCCCCUGACACAGGGCUACAUCAACAUGAGUCAGCCGUCGCAGAUGAGCCAGCCUGGCCUCUCCCAGCCAGAACUGUCCCAGGACAGUUACCUGGGUGAUGAGUUCAAGUCCCAGAUGGACGUGGCUCUGUCCCAGGACUCCACCUACCAGGGGGAACGCGCCUAUCAGCACGGGGGAGUGACUGGUCUGUCCCAGUACUAGAACGUGACAGGACGAGGGGAGCCGGGCUUGAGCGGAGCCCGCUUCGUCGGCAUUUUAAUCUGGGUAACGAUGAAACUUAAAUGGAUACCUGUAUUCCUCUGCUACAAGCCAAGCACCAGAACGCCACAACGCGACAGGGAGAGAGCGGAAAGCCAAGCCAAAACACCGGCCGCUGGAUAAAAAAACCUCCACCGCACCGCCGAGAGACGGGAAGCGAGAGAGAUGGAGACAAAGAGAGAGACGGAGCGAGACGGAGGGAGAGAGGCAAGCGGGCGGACGGCAGUGACCCCUGCUCGGGGUUGCGAGUAUCGUAGGAAGUGGAGGGCGCGUUGGCGUGCGGUUGGGCUGCAUAGGAAUAAAAUAAAAAAUAAACAAACCAUAAAGACGAGGGACUCCUGCGGUCUCUGGAGGCUCUGCUCUAAAAGAAACUCAAUCCCCCCCCCAUCUACCCUCUACCUUCCCUACCCAAACGACCCAACCUUUACCUAACUUGACCUUACCUUUGCACCUCACUUCACCCUCCCUCCCUACCCACCCCACCCUCCCCUCCAUGGAAAACGGUCUGCCAGGGCUCUCGGCCUAUCAGGAUGGAGGAAUGGGGGGGGGGCAGACGGCGAUCCACGGGUGACGUGGCGGACGCGGUGGUCACGGUAACAUGGGCGCCGCGGUGGUCACGGUAACAUGGGCGCCGCCGCCCUCCCUCUCCGGGGCUCCUCCAGAUCAGGAGAACAGCAGCGGACCCUGGAUCCUCGUCUCCCGCCUCAUCAUGGAGGAAAGUCAAUGAGGAGAAAAAAAAAAAAAAAAGAGUUGAAUUGAGCCGCCAGUGACUUUCCUGGAGGGUCCCGGGUCUGGUCCGGUCCGGUCUCGAGCCACGGGCUUGGAUGGAUUACAGGGGAAGGGGCAGGGAGUGCUUGGACCACACGUAGCCUGGGACCUUCCCCUCCAGGCACGACACGCGUGGGACUCGGUGGGUCACCGCCGCUUGCCACUGGGCAGAUUCCUUCAUAUGUUCCUUUGUUAUGACUGAGCACCACAUGCUAAAGAAGAAAAACAGGAAAAACACAAAAAAAUAAUGCGUAGCUUGUGAACAUGACCAGCGUUCAAUAUUGUACCCGUCGUCCGCUAUUGUCCAUCCUAUCCGAGCGUAGAGGCUUGAGACAGCCUUUACUUGGCUUUUUUUUUUUUUUGCUUUCAAGUGGGGGUGUAUGGGUGCAUUUGUUUUGUUUUAGUGCUACGCCCGCUUCAGAGUGACUGCUCCUCCACUGGAGGAGCUUCUGCGUUGUGGGGGGUGGGGGGGGGGUGUGGAUCUCCCGGCGUCGAGAGACCCGUCUCGGCUUCAGAGGAGCAGGUCUUCAUCAACAACCACCAGAGGUUGGAGGAGGAAGGCGAGGCAGGGCUUCCUGCAGAGGUCUUCAAUGGGAACUUUCCAGACCGCGAGCCCUGGGAUGCGUGUGGAGUGAUGGGUAAGAGAUGCAUCGUCGUCGCCUCUGGAUGAGGGCAGAACAUCGUGUUUCAAGUCGCGUAGGAUUUGAGGAAGUGGAAGAAACGUGGAAUUUGGACACAUGACGGAAGCCGGUGGACUUAAUUUAAUGUAGGGCUUCGUCUGAGAGGAACUUUCUUUUGUUUUAAUUCCUUUUGUCGUGUAGAUGUUUGGACUACAACGGUGCGUUGCACGUCAUAUCGUUUGACGAGUGUAAGUCAAACUUUCUCACAGCGUCUUUUUUAUGGUGAAUCAUGAAACUGGCGCUCGUCUGAUCCUUUCUGUUUGAACCAGUGUGAACACCGAUGAAACCAUUGACGCCAGCAUGCACAGACCCCCCCUCCCCAACCCUCAUUGCCGCUGGUUCCUACUGGUUUCCAAGGUUACCGAAACCUCAGAUUCCACCCUUUUAAUGAGGGACACGUUCUUGGGGCCUCCUUCCUUCCUUUUGGACUGAUCGUUAUAAAUCCAGAUAGCUGCAAAUGCUUUUUCCUGUUUUGGUCAACAUUAAGUAGGUUUCAUUUUAUUGUGUUGGUUGAAAAUAGUUCUGUAUUUUUUCUUUUCAGUCAGGUUUGCUCCCUGUAGUUCACCAGGUAGCCCACCUUUACAUAUGUGCGCACCUGGGUUCUGCUGGCUUAUGUUAUAUGUACUGUGUGCUGCUUUGUGAUUCAAUGGUUGUACUUUAAGGCCAUGUUUUUAAUUUGUCGCUUUCUAAUGCCAGCAGCUUAGCACAGGGCUUGUCCUGUUUUAAAAUAAAAUUAAGUAAAUGUCCCUCCCCUAUUGAUUGUGGUUGUGUCCCAAGGCUUCAAGUCUUUCAAGAAUGUUGUCUGAGCAGAGAAUGUACACCCACUAGUCGUAGCCUCAACUGUGACAAUCAUGUAGACCUUUAGUAGUCCUGGCUAGGUAUUAACGUGUGGAACAGUCUGUUUUGCCACAAACCACCUCUGCUUUGAGUUUUUAAAUUUGCACCUGCUUAUAGUUAAAAUCAAAUAAACUUGAUAUUCUGCUGGAAGGGUUUCAGAGAUGACCAUUCAUGAAGGAAUCGGAGACAGAGCAGAUUACACAAUACUUUAUUGAUUUGCCUGAAGGUAAAAAUCUGGGUAGUUAUGGAUCAAGGAGUUUAUAUUUUACAUAAUUUACAAGGUUCUGGGUUAGCCUCCUUUCUGCUGGUGAGGUUAAAUCGAUGUGUGAUUCUGUUUCAAACUGAAUCCAUCAAUAAAGGUUGAAUUGUCAAGUUGA